AUGGUUGAUUCACCUUUCAAGAGCAGCGUCUCCGUCACGUAUAUCGGUACAGCAACGGCAAUCCUAGACAUCGAAGGCGUCACAUUCCUCACCGAUCCUUAUUUCUCUCCCGCGGGGACUGAAUGGGAUGUUGGAAUUGCUACACUCACUAGUCAUUAUGAGCCGGCCCUAUCCCUAGACCAGCUCCCCCCCGUCGAUGUCGUCCUGCUAAGUCACGAAGACCACCCCGAUAACUUGGACGAGCUAAGUCGCGACCGUCUACUCAGCGGCCGGCGUGUUCUUACCACGGUUGAUGGAGCCUCUAAACUGAACCCUAGGCCUGGCGUCCAGGGACUUCGGCCUUGGGAGAAGACCACCUUAAACGUGGGAGGCAAAGUCUUCCAAGUGAUAGCCACACCAUGCCAGCAUCUGCCAGGGGGCGAGUGUACGGGAUUUUUACUUACGACCGUGGAGUUCGGAACGACAAACGGGCUGCCAAAUGCGAUUUACUUCUCCGGCGACACCGUCUAUCUAGAGGAACUAGCCAAUAUCAGAGACAGGUUUCACAUAUCAUUGGCAAUAUUCAACCUAGGUGCUGCGUCUGUCAUGCUUCCAGGCAGUGCUGAGCCAUUACUUAUCACGAUGGAUGGAACAACAGGGGCGAAGCUAUUCCGCGAGAUUGGGGCUGAUAUCCUAGUACCCUUACACUUCGAAUCGUGGGAUCAUUUUUCACAAAGCAAGGAGGCUCUAGCCACGGCGUUUGAGAGCGCGGGGAUAUCAGAUAAAGUACACUGGCUGGAACCGGGAAAAUCAAAACGUAUCCUGUAG
Messenger RNA from Annulohypoxylon maeteangense, 807 nucleotides. Its product is annotated as Metallo-hydrolase/oxidoreductase. The record is from RefSeq and is a predicted model, not a curated record. Lineage: Eukaryota; Fungi; Ascomycota; Sordariomycetes; Xylariales; Hypoxylaceae. The transcript has a single exon. The coding region runs from base 1 to 807 and encodes 268 amino acids.